CGUGUACAUGGUUGCAGCACGAUAAUUCUCUCGCGUUUAAUUCAAACCCCCGCCUUUCAGGAUGCACUUUAAUUGAGAUUGAGGACCGGUGAUCACCGAAUCUACCAAUUUUUAAGGAAGAUAUAUUGAAAAUAAAUCUAAAGAUGCAUCGUUGGAGUGGAAGAGUUGCCUUGGUAACGGGUGCAUCAGAAGGAAUAGGAGAGGCCAUCUCACGUCUUCUGGUCAAACAUGAUAUGAAGGUGGUAGGAUGUGCACGAAACCUGGACAAGUUAAAGGCAAUAGAUGGUGAGUUGAAGAAAGAAGAAGGGGGCUCUUUCUUCCCAAUCCAGUGUGAUCUUACUCAGAGAGAUCAGAUCUACGCUAUGUUUGAGAAGAUCAAAACUCAUCAUGGUGGUGUAGAUGUUUGUAUUAACAACGCAGGGAUGGCUUAUCCCUCUUCAUUGCUGGACGGCACACCCGAGGAAUGGCAGAAAUCAUUAGAUUUAAAUGUGAUUGCUCUGUGUCUAUGCACCAAACUGUCUGUCCAACAAAUGAAAGAGAGAGGAGUUGACGAUGGGCACAUCAUUCUACUAAACAGUAUGGGAGGACAUCGUUUGAUACAAGGUAGCAAUUAUUUGCACUUCUACGCUGGUACGAAACAUAUGGUGAAAGCAUUGACAGAAGGCUACAGGGACGAGUUGAGACAGAAGAAUUCUAAGAUCAGAGUCUCGGCUCUCUCACCGGGAUUAGUAGAAAGUGAGUUCGUGGUCCGUCUGUUUGGCGAUGAUCCCGACAAGGGCAGAAAAGUGCUUCAAACUACACCGUGUCUUAAGAGAGAAGAUGUCGCCGAACUUGUCGUAAUGGUUAUGCAACAACCACCAAAUGUACAGAUCCAUGACAUACUUGUGAGAGACACGGACCAGGUUAAAUAAAGUUAUAGUUUUCACCGUGCAGUAUGCCUAACCAAAAUGAUAAUGAAGAUUACAUCGGUUUGAACCCGGGUAUGAAACCCGUGACCAUAUUGUUCAGCAUUUAACAUGUUAAGUUAGGGUGGAGCAUCAAGUUAGUAAUAUAUGUACAUCUCGCUCUCUCUCUCUCUCUCUCUCUCUCUGUCUCUUUGUCUAUUUAUCUAUCUAUCUACCUCAAUCUUCCUAUCUAUUUCUCGAUAUAUUUGUUGUUAAUGCUUAUGCAGGGUGCCCCUGAAAAAGAAAACCCAAGUUUAAUGGUAAAUAACUCAAGAAUUCUAAAAUAUUAUUUUUAAUAAUUUGUAAAUCAUCAGAAAGCUUAUUUUCUUUGGUCUCAUACAAAAGAGGACUACGUGAGCUUUUUAAUGAUGUGUAUUUUCAACAAUUACCAAUUAAACAUCGUCUACUAUACUUUGUUUAAACCAUAAUGGCACUGCACUGUGGACUGUCUUGAUAGUGUAUAGCAUUUUUGAUGCAUGACUAUAUCUUUGUUUUGAUUGUUAAUUGUUUGUUACUGUGUUAUGUCAACUCAACAAUUAUUUUAUUGAUUUUUGUAUAAGUGUAUUAUGUUAUAUAUAAUUAUGUGUAUCGCAAUACCAUGUAACACAACGAAUUUCCAUUGUUAAAUGGACAAUAAAUAUGAAGCUUAUGAACCUUAUGACUUUGAUGUCAUGUGAAAGAGGAAUAAUAAGCUUUCCAAUCAUAUUAA
Molecule: messenger RNA, 1653 nt
Organism: Strongylocentrotus purpuratus (purple sea urchin)
Lineage: Eukaryota; Metazoa; Echinodermata; Echinoidea; Camarodonta; Strongylocentrotidae
Product: dehydrogenase/reductase SDR family member 11
Exons: 8
Coding region: 144-911 (255 amino acids)
Source: RefSeq, a predicted model, not a curated record